This is a messenger RNA of Sinocyclocheilus grahami, 1398 nucleotides long. RefSeq names its product hemK methyltransferase family member 1-like. Gene Ontology annotation, biological process: protein methylation. Gene Ontology annotation, cellular component: mitochondrion. The record is from RefSeq and is a predicted model, not a curated record. The transcript has 8 exons. Gene Ontology annotation, molecular function: protein methyltransferase activity; nucleic acid binding. Lineage: Eukaryota; Metazoa; Chordata; Actinopteri; Cypriniformes; Cyprinidae.
AUGCCUGUACAGUAUGUGAUUGAGGAAUGGGACUUCAGAGACCUGACCCUGAAGAUGAAGCCUCCCGUGUUCAUACCUCGUCCUGAAACAGAGGAGCUGGUUAGUCUGGUUCUCGAGGACCUCCGGUCGAUACAGGAGGAAUCGCACACGACUGAUUUACGAUGUCUGGAGGUGGGCUGUGGAUCUGGAGCCAUCUCUCUUAGUUUACUACACAGCAUUCCACAGCUCAGGGUAUUUGCUUUGGAUCAAAGCCAGACAGCAGUAUCUCUUACAAUGGAAAAUGCAAACAGACUGGGUCUGCAGGACAGACUAGAUGUUCACCAUUUAGAUGUGAUUAAGGAUGCAGAUGCGAUACUGAGCAAAUGAGACCCCGUUGACUUUCUAGUCAGCAACCCUCCCUACUUGCUCAGUCAGGACAUGGAGACUUUACAAACAGAGAUACUCAGGUUUGAAGACCACAGUGCAUUGGACGGGGGUUUGGACAGGCUGUCUAUGAUUCGCCCGAUUCUGGCUCUGAGCUCGAAGCUCUUAACUCAGCGAGGGCGUGUUUACCUCGAGGUUGCUCCAUGCCAUCCUCCAGUCAUUCAGCAGCUGAUAGAGGAGACGAGGCCGGGGUUGCUUUAUCUGGAAACCCGCUGUGACCUCACCAACAGGCCACGAUUUUGCAUUUUACAGAAGAAAGGAGAGGAUAACUGAACCGAAGGACAGUGGAAAGACAUGCAUGAAGACGAUCAUUUGGUUUAACACCACACUAGGUAGAGCUAGAGACUUCACCAUUAGCAGUUGCCUUCAGCCAAACUGCAUACGGCACACUGCCAGUCUCCUUGCCAUCCCGCCAGUUCCCAGCAUGCACUGACUUAAAAACUUGCCAAUCCUACCGAGAAGCUCCUUCCGGAAAGCCGGCGACCUCGGGUUUCUAUUUGUUUUGUGCUGUAACCUACUGUUGUUAUAGUUUCUAUGUUCACUUUCCUUUUAAUUGGUGAGCGUCUGUGUGUGGCUGUGGUUUGUUGUGGUGAGAUUGCAUUGAUUGCGAGUAUGUGCUCAGUGUGCAAGUGUCAGGGUGCAGCAGGCUGAAGGUAAUUGAGGCCUUUUCUAAGAACUCCCCCUCCCAGUCCUGCGCUAGUCUCUCCCUGGAAGUAAUGCGCUCAUUCUGCGAAACAGCUGGCCCAUUGCCGCUAGCUCGCUUGCUCAGCUAACCCACAACGACAGACCGACAUGCUCCGCUACCGCAGUGUGUACAAGUAUACACCAAUUCUGUCUGUUCUAGUCUGCUAAUGAGUGAAACAGAAUUUUACACACACUGCCUCUUUUCUCUGUUUCUGUAAUGUGUAUUAGAACACAGUCUAAUAAAUAAGUAAAUAAAAUGUAUUUAUUUAUUGUUCUUGUAGACAUGCAAUG